Molecule: messenger RNA, 1458 nt
Organism: Fonticula alba
Lineage: Eukaryota; Rotosphaerida; Fonticulaceae
Exons: 3
Coding region: 1-1458 (485 amino acids)
Source: RefSeq, a predicted model, not a curated record
AUGGACGGGCCCGAAGGCCAGGUGGACCGCGCGAUCCGGGCCAUCCGCUCAGCGGCCACCCUGCCGGAGUUCUUGCGCGCCAUUCAGACUGCCGGGGCCCUCCUCCAGCCGCCGGUCGAUCAGCAAACCCACUUCCGCCUUCUGCGCGCCGUGCACCAGGCAAUGGACCGGCGGCGCUUCGUGAAUGACAUGCUUGUCCCGCCCGGGAGCCGCGAGGCCGAGCGACGCUUCGAUCCGGAGGCCACCGGGCAGGAUGUCCGCCGGCUGGCCCUAUCGCUCCUGGCGGAGAUGGCCGCACACCCGAAGCUCACCAGCGCCGAGGUUUAUCUGUCGCCCCUGCCGGAGGUGUCCCUGGUGCUCGUGCAAUUGACGGAGGAAGCACCCGCCGCCCGCGCUGCUGGCCCGGAUGAGCUCCAUACUUGGGCCGCGUCGGUUGAGGAUGCCCUGACCUUCUUGCUGGCCGCGACCGAGGUCCCGGGCGGCCUCCUUCGCCGGGAGCUUGCCCAGCUGCCGGACCUGGCGCUGCUGCUUUUGCGCGGCCUCUGUAAACUGGGUGCCGCCCUGGCAGUCGCGACCGCCGCCAGCAGCGAGUCCAGCCCCGAGCCUGAUCUCGCGUCCUUCCUGCCGGUUGUCUUCAAGCUGGUGGCUGGUCUGGUGGCCGGUGACACCGAGGACCAGGCGGCCCUGACCACGCAGCGCCAUGCCGCGCGAGCGCUCUCCCGACACCUGCUCCCUGGCCUGGCGCAGCUGCUUGAUGCCCGGGCGGAUGCCCGCCGCUUCGAAGGGCUGGCCCUGCUGCGCGACUUCCUCCUUUGUCUGCCGGCGGAUUUGUUGGAGGCGCUGGUUCGGCCCGUCCCCUCCGGCGGCCAGGGCGCGUCGGGCCCUCGACCGGCCGACUGGCUGCAAUCCAUCCGGGGGAUCCUCCGCGGCAUCGUCCUCAGUCGCGUUCCCGAUGACAAGCGUCUCGAUGCGCUCUCCCUCCUGGCCAUUCUGCUGGCGGCCUGCGGCCUGGGGCUGCUCACCGGCGAAGGCCUCCUUCGUGAGUUCAUUGUCGAUCGGAAUGCCGAUUUGAUGAUUCUUCAGGAUCCAUUCGUCAAGCGGCGUAAUGUGACGAUGCACUUCAGGGCCAGCACAUUUAACCUGUUCCGCUAUGAGUGCGAACGGGCUCUUCGCAUCCUCGGUGACGAUUCUCCGGAAGCCUUGCAAAAGGUGAAAUACCUGCCCUUCGAAAGGAGCUGCUCCACUCAGCCCAUUGCGACCAGCUUCCGCUUGGCUCGACUGCUCUUAGACACAACCGCUGAGGCCAAUCAGCCCACCCCCAGUGUGACAAUCAAUCCGAGCAUGCGCGAGUGGAAGUUCUCCCCUCCGCGCAGUGCCAUUCUGCAGAAUCUCCGCCGGAGCCGCGAGCGGAUCAACCUUCAGGCCUUUGAGAAGAGCCGCCUCUCCCCCUUAAACUGA